Molecule: messenger RNA, 378 nt
Organism: Sordaria macrospora k-hell
Lineage: Eukaryota; Fungi; Ascomycota; Sordariomycetes; Sordariales; Sordariaceae
Source: RefSeq, a predicted model, not a curated record
AUGACUAACACCGUGACACACCUCAACAGGCUUUCCACCUUUCGGUGUGCCUUUGCCUUCCCUCACAAACCUCGCCAAGUAGGCGCCGCCUGGAACCAAUCGCACAACAAAAUGUGCAUCGUCUACCACAUCACAUUCAGCGGUUGCACCCAUUCCGAUGGGCUCUUCGUGCGGUGCGCCGACCGGCAGCCCAACACCAGGGACUGCCCGCACGGUGAGCCAAGACAGGCCACCCACAUGCAGGACACCCCCUGCAACGAGUGCUCCCGUGUUCAGCUGGCGCGGGACCACAAGAUGGGACACCCGAAGUGGCAGCAGCAGCAGCAGCAGCAGCAGCAGCAGGAGAAGGAGCAUAAGCAGGAUGAGGAGGAGAAAUAA